Rhizopus microsporus ATCC 52813 is the source of this 380-nucleotide messenger RNA. RefSeq lists its product as uncharacterized. The transcript has a single exon. Bases 6 to 380 code for a protein of 124 amino acids. The record is from RefSeq and is a predicted model, not a curated record. Lineage: Eukaryota; Fungi; Mucoromycota; Mucoromycetes; Mucorales; Rhizopodaceae.
GUGUCAUGGAUGAUGACGGCAUAAAUGCCAUGUCUAUUGACAAUAUACCUGAAACUGAAGUAUCUGAAAAUGAGACAGGGGAGUUUGAGGAAAUGGCUAGCGACUUGGAUUGGUAUAAGUACAAUGCUCAUAAAGAAGAAGCUUUUGAUGCUCGUCCUUUUCAAGGUGUCAGUAUGGAUGGACCUAUAGAAGCGAAGUUAAGCAACACCGUAACUGAUGAUCCUGCCUUAGAAGCCAGCCUCAAAAUCUUUCAGUAUGCAAAAAAGAAGGGCGUUUCAAGGGAAGAUUUUGAUGGUAUAAUUGGUAUGGUAAAUAGCCAUAUCAAGAAAUGCUUUCCAAAGGCACCCUUUUUGUACUCUGAUUCUAAAUUAAGAGACUGA